Molecule: messenger RNA, 3467 nt
Organism: Platichthys flesus (European flounder)
Lineage: Eukaryota; Metazoa; Chordata; Actinopteri; Pleuronectiformes; Pleuronectidae
Product: mpv17-like protein
Exons: 4
Coding region: 498-1121 (207 amino acids)
Cellular component (GO): cytoplasm; membrane
Source: RefSeq, a predicted model, not a curated record
GGUGCCUAUAAUUCACCGGGAGCGACGCGCCGAGUCAGGGCAUACGGGAGUGAUCCAGUUUCACUUCAUGUUCCAGCGGAGCCGCAAGUUUCUUUUUGAAUAUUAUUGCGGGACGCAUUUUGCGCACAUGACUCGAGGACUUUCCAUUCUUGACGCAACACUUUAGAAAAGCCUUGACCGAGUGACCGAAUUUCAGCAAUGGCAGGUUGUACUCACGUCGCAGUUUUGAGGAACUUUUUUGGUGGAGUCUGGUGUUUUCAUUAGUCAUCUGAGGAGUGAUAAUGUGUGUAAUUCCUGCUGCCAGUGGACACGUCUAAUCCCACCCCCGAUUACAGCGCACAGAUGUAUUGCUUCGUGCCUGCCAGCCAGCUGACACCAGGGCCCGGUCACUUUCAUUUGACCGCUAUGCUUGCGUGUUGAUUGCUGAGAUAAAGUCAUUUAAGGGCAGUUCAGCAUCAUUUGUACGCGGGUUCCCGGUUUCUCCUCCCGGCGCCGAAAUGAGGAGAGCUGUGCUGAAAGAAGCCGCCAAACGAUUCCCAUGGCUGGCCAAUGUCACCUUGUACGGCUGCUUAUUUGCCGGAGGUGACCUGGUCCAUCAGCUCAUAGCUCAGAACGAGCGCUUGGACUGGACACACACCCGUAACGUGGCCAUUGUGGCCAUCAGUUUCCACGGAAACUUUAACUACUUCUGGCUACGAGCCCUGGAGAGGCGCUUCCCUGGAAAGUCUGCCGGGAUGGUUUUCCGGAAACUGUUGCUGGACCAGAGCUUCGCGUCACCUUUGGCCACCAGUGUAUUCUACACAGGUGUGAGCGUCUUGGAAGGUAAAGAUGACAAGUUAGAAGACUGGAGGGAUAAGUUCUUCAACACCUGGAAGACUGGACUCAUGUACUGGCCUUUUAUGCAGUUGCUGAACUUUGUCUUGAUGCCAUUAUACAUGCGAACAGCCUUCAUGGGCUGCUGCGCCUUCCUCUGGGCCACCUUUCUGUGCUUCUCGCGGCAGGACGGCGACGGCACCGCCACCGUGGCUCUAGCCUUUGUCAUGGAUCCCCGUAAAACAUUGGAGGAGAUGCGUGAGGCCCGGCUGGCCCGUAGAAAGCAAAAUACCCAGAAGGAAAACUGAAGGAAGGAGGAAAAGAGGGUCACCACCUCUGUCAUUCAAGCCUUUGAGCUCGAUAGCAGGACAGAAGGCAUUUUCCCUUUUGCUAAAACCAGCAUUCUCAAAGUGAAAGGGUAGACAGCUGAAGAGCAUCUGUUUUUUCUGUCAUAUACACUCACAAAUGUUUGACUGAUAUGGAUUUCGAAGAUCGUUGUAGAAGUAAAUAUGAGGAAUUCCCAAAGUACUGGAAGCACUGGACUUUACUACUUUUGCCUCUUUGAAUACUCACAUUGCUACAUCACAAUAGGACAACAUUUGGUUUCAAAUGUGAUCAACUUGGACCAAUGGACUUCUCACUUUAAAGGGUAUUUGAGUAGUGAUAAGGGACUGCGGCUGGUUGUAGUCUAUGCUGGUUUUAAUGUGAGCCUGCAGUGAAGAUCCUGAGAUCAGAUUAAAAGGGGACAUAUUAUGAAAAUUCCACUUUUGUAGUGCUUCUACACGUUAAUUUGGGUAUCUGGCAUGUCUACCGUCCCAAAAACUCUGGAAAAAAACAACUCCCGUGAUUUGUUGUGGUUCCUCUAUGUCAGAAACAAUACGCUAGAGUGCAUAGAAUGGGAUUAGGAUCGAAAUAAACGUCAUUGUCACACCAUGCCCAUGUAGGGAGUCUUGCUACAUGGCCUUGGACGAGCGAGCUAAUGUGAGCCCGGCUCCCCUAGCUCCCAAGCACUCCCCCCGGCUAGGGUGCCCGGCUCCCUGUCUAGCGUUAGCUCGUGAGCUAACCGGGCCGGUGGAGCCUGGCUAGCGUUAGCUCGCUGCUGCUACCCGUCAGACAUUUAAGUGGCCGCAUAAACAAGGGACCCCGGGACACCUCUACACCUCAACAGUGUGGAAGGAUGCUGCUGCUGCGCCAGCUCAAGCUCCCACUGCUCCCACUGCUCCCACUGCGGGGUUGCGCUGGGGAGCUGGGGCUCUUGCAGCCAGGCUCACCGGGGGUGAGGGGAGCGGGGCACUCAAAACAGGUCAAUCUGAGGAGGGCUGUUUUAGACAGGAUAAAAAGGUGCUGUUUUAAAUGAUCCUUGUUCUAUUUUGACAAAAAUAUGUUACAGACAUUUCAUUAAGACCCCAAGGAACCAUAUCAACUGUGGUAAAAUGGGCAUAAUAUGUCCCCUUUAAGGCCUCACAAUUUCUUUACACUAGUCGUGCCUUCUUUUGAUGAUAAGACCACUGCCCGCGACCCCUGGUCUACGAGCUGAUGGAUAACUGGUCACUGGUCAUUAGUUUUUAUCAAUGGACUGAGAUAUAUAUCCUAGUGCCAUAUAUAUAUACAUUUAUGCUUUUAUAUUGGGAUGCACUGAUGUAUGAGACCGACAGCAUAAGAUAAGACCGACAGCAUAAGACAACAGGCUUUAAAGCCAAACCAAAACCAUUGAUGAUUAUAUUCUGAAGACAUCGAGUUGUGGCAUUAGAGGAAAGGUAAGGACAUCCUCAGAAACAUUACAAGAGCUUCACCGAAGUUGUUGGCUAUUGCUACUUAACAUCAACAACUCAUUUUUACAAGUCUAACAGAAUUGGUUUAAAUCCAGGAUCAAAAUGUAUUCCUUUACUCUCAUCGCUGUCUCCACCGAUGGAACUCAACACAAAAGAAAUGUAAUAUUGAGCUUUAGUUAGGAGGCUGGUCUGCCUCUGGUUAUUAUGCUGAUAAACUAACCACUAGCUGGCUGUAGAUGGAUAUUAGUGUAAAUAAAGACCUUAGAGUAUACAUAUUCUUAUCCAACUCAAUUCCAAUUAGUUUAUGCAGCAUUAAAAAAGAUUAUAGGCACAUUUCUGAAAAUGUUGAACUUUCCAAUCGAGGAUAAUGGUGAUGCUAAGCUUAGCACUACCAGGGCUCAUUAUGUGUUACUAUAACAGGAUAUUUGUCGGUGCAUCCCACUUAUGUUGUGUGUCCUAGUUUUACUUAACCUGUUUCUACACUUUCUCAACCUGUCCUCUUACUUGAACGAUCACAUAGGUUGCCAUCGGCCCAGAUACCUUAUCAUGCAACACAUCCAGUUACCUGCACCAGACCCAUUAUUAACUUUUGUGUAGAUUUUAAUUAGUGAAGUUGGAAGAUUUGUGUAGUUUAAUUCUAUUUAUCCAAAAGAGAGGGAAGAGAGUUUCAUAUUUAAUUGCUUCAUGUACGAUAGAUACACAGUUUUACGUCAGUGGUGUAUAACUCUGUGAUGUACAUAAUAUUUAUGGAUUUCUGUUUUUCCAUGUUCCACACGAAAAUAAAACCUCAAAUAAUAUUAUUUAUUGUUCAGAACAUAGUAAUAUUGCAUAUAGUAAACUGUGAGAUUCUUAACUGUUUUGUUAUAUCUGUAUUAUUGAACU